Molecule: messenger RNA, 3366 nt
Organism: Scaptodrosophila lebanonensis
Lineage: Eukaryota; Metazoa; Arthropoda; Insecta; Diptera; Drosophilidae
Gene: kek5
Exons: 3
Coding region: 560-3265 (901 amino acids)
Molecular function (GO): protein binding
Source: RefSeq, a predicted model, not a curated record
GUGAAUAUAAUAAGUCGAACUUUAUCGUGCGUAUAAAGCUUCAUACAUAUGUAUGUAUAUGUACAUAUAUAAAUGGAGCACGACAAUGUUGUGUCAAUAAUGAAACCUAAAUUAGAGUAUGUGGAAAAAGAUAAGGUGGGUCGUUAGCCGUGGGUACACGACUAAAAAACAACAAAUUAAUUGAGAUUUUAAAAUGUAUAUUUAGCGUAAGGAUAUUAACCAACAACCACAAUUUCAUCAUGGCGAUAGAAAACAAGGAACAAAGAAGUGUAAAGUGUAAAAACCAAAAACAGUUUUAAAAAAAAACGAACCGAAACGAAUGAAAAAAAGUUUAUUAAGAGACAACAGCAAAAAGUUUGGAAGUGUAGUUUUGAAGGAAAGUGAAAUUAACUUUUAAUGAAAUACGAAACAAAAUUAUUGAAUUUAAUGUUGUUAACUUCAAAUUAGAGUAAGCGCGUAAUGUGAAGUUGGAACGUAUUUCGCGACGCAGAUAAAAACAACAAGGCAAUACAAAUUAGAGUAAAUAUUGUAUCAGCUACACUGACAAAAAAUUAGAGCAAUGCACCAACAGUUGAGCAUAAAAAGAAAACCAGCGCAGCAUCAUUAUUAUCAGCUACUGUUGGUGCUGUUGCUGCUGCAGUUGGGGCAUGAAUCAGCCUCCCACACAGAUUGGAUGCAAACAUGCGGGAACUGUCACUGCCAAUGGAAUUCGGGGAAAAAGAAUGCUGACUGUAAGAACAAGGGCUUUAUCAAAAUACCAAUGGAUCUGAGCAAUGAACUGCAAGUGGUCGACUUCUCACACAAUCAAAUACCCGAGUUGCGACGGGAGGAGUUCCUGUCAGCACAACUCCAACAUUUACACAAAAUCUACUUGCGCAAUUGUACUAUUCAGGAAAUCAGUCGAGAUGCGCUUAAGGGUCUCCAGAUACUCAUCGAGCUGGACAUUUCCAAUAAUCGCAUACGCGAACUACAUCCUAAGACAUUUGCUGGCCUCGAAAAGCUGCGAAACGUUAUUGUAAAUAACAAUGAGAUUGAAGUGCUGCAGGAUUAUCUGUUUGAAGACUUGCCCUAUCUAUCACGCAUUGAAUUCAAAAGCAAUCGUCUGAAGCAGGUGCAAAUGCAUGUGUUUAGCGGUCAAAUGCCAGUGAGUGUCAUCUCACUAGAAGACAAUCUAUUAACACAUUUGCACAAGCGAACUUUUGAGGAUCUGAAGAAGCUUAUGAAUCUCUCUCUGCAAGGGAACAUGUGGAACUGUUCAUGUGAUUUGCAAGAGUUUCGGGACUACACGUUUACAAGACGCUUGUAUACACCACCGACCAACUGUCACGAUCCGCCGUAUUUGCGUGGAAAAAUGUGGAUGGAUGUACCAUCCGAGAAUUUUGCCUGCCGACCUCGUAUAUUAGGGUCUGUGCGUUCCUUUGUGGAAGCUAAUCAUGACAAUUUAACACUACCCUGUCGCAUUGUCGGCACUCCACGUCCAAAUGUCACCUGGAUGUUCAAUAACCGACCAUUAAAUCUAAAUGACCAGCGGGUACGCGUUUUCACUUCUGUAGAGCAAAUGCCCAAUUUGUCACAAUCGUCCCAGGUGAUUACUUCAGAGCUACACAUUUUUGGUAUAAGAACUUCAGAUAAGGGCGCUUAUAUUUGCGUGGCGGACAAUCGUGGAGGUAAAGCUGAGGCCGAAUUUCAGCUGCUCGUCAACGACGAUUACACUGCACCCGCAGCAGCGCCUGACGGGCUUGGCGGCUUAAGUAUUAGUGGUGCCUCCAAUGAUUCACAAACGAAUUUAUUACUGAUCAUCUGUUUAAUAGCGACUACUUUAUUACUACUCCUCAUCGUCACAGUGCUAACUCUAUUCUGGUAUUGUCGGCGCAUCAAGACUUACAAAAAGAACUCCGUCAUCAUUGCUGAUGAACUAAUCUCUCCCAAGCCAGAUAAGACACAUAAUAGCUCAAUGCUAGAAGGUUCCGUAAUUAUGGAAAUGCAGAAGAGUCUAUUAAAUGAGAUAAACCCCGUGGAAAAGCCUCCCAGGCGCACUGAUAUCGAGAGCGUCGAUGGCGGCGAUGACACACAAGAGAUAAAAAAGACUCUGCUAGAUGAGACGGUUUUUGCCAAUCAUAUGCGAGACGACGAAACCCAUUCGGUAGCGUUCUCAGACACCACGAUGCCACACUCGCGUCAGACAUAUGUAGAUGAAACGUAUGGCAGUCUGCCGCCAGAUCUGUUGGCAUUUCCAGCGCGCGUGCUGCCCACUUCGCCAUCAAUACAAUCAUCGCACUCGAACAUACCUGAUCAGGUUAUCUACGGUUUACGAUCACCGACACUUACAAGUCCUGUCUAUGCGCAUAUAACACAACAUGGCAUCUAUGGCACGACAGUAGCAGCGACCACACACAAUGGAUUUAUGACGCUGCAACAUCCAAAAUCGCGUAAUCUGGCGCUACUCCCGACAGCUAGUAAUCGCCAGCAGCCGCAAAUGCCUUCAGUGCUGCAGCAACAGCAGACAUCACCAUUUGUGCCCGCACCCGUUGUGUACUCACCUGCGGCAGCUGUAGUCAUGAAACAAGGAUACAUGACGAUACCACGGAAGCCUCGUGUGCCUAGUUGGACUCCCAGCACAUCGGUCGCUGCUGCGCAUAAUGGCACUCAGCUUAGUGAGUUUCAAUCGCUGAUAUCGCCUAAUCCAAGCGAAUCGGACGCCGGGGUCUCCAUGGAGCUGCAAGCGGAACCGGUAUAUGACAAUUUGGGGUUGCGCACCACAGCAAGCGGCAACUCAACGCUGAAUUUACAUAAGGUAAUGCGGCAGCAACAGCAAUAUAACAUGAGAGAUCGACCAUUACCGGCCACGCCCAGUUUGACAUCGGUUACGUCAACAGCCCCCGCGAACAAAAUAUACGAACCCAUACAUGAGUUGAUACAGCAGCAAAAGCAACAGCAGCAACAAAGGCUAGCACAGGGCCAGCAGCAACAAGGUUAUGGCAGCAACUCGGAAACAGAUCCGCUAUAUAAAAAAACACGUUAUCAUGAUAUUACUAUAUUGCCAGGCGUCGAGAUUAGCGGCGUUAUGCCACCUACAGGCAUGCCCGCCUUAGCUAUAUCACCAGCAUCGUCCUCACAUACGGCGUUGAAUUCACCGAAAAUUUCAAAAACACCACCAAGGCCACCACCGAAACCCAAGAAGAAGAUCUCCGUGAUGACACGCAACGGUCAAGGAAGCACAAGUCAACUAUUUGACGACGAAGGUGAGGAUGGUACUGAGGUUUAGCUGUACCACGUUCGCUGCAAUAAAUUGAAAUCGCCUUAAAAAACGAAAACAAACUAAAAAUAAAAUAUAAUACAAUUUAAAUGACAUGAGCACCUGCUCAA